AAAUUGUCUGAACGUUAGCUGUCGGAUUAUUGGCACAGCUUUUCUGACCAUUUACCAGGUCCCCGCCUAUAUGUCUGCAAGCAGAUCUUUCGGUAUCUCCCUGACUCUCCAUUAACCUCUGCAAGAUCAAAUUUUGAUCACUGCCCAUUAAUCAAGAACCUGAGCAAAGGUAGAACCGACGAAGGGUUGGCUUAAUCUUAUGCCCGCAGACCUCUGCAGAGGUUGGAGUAAUGGAUGGUAAAGGACAGGUGAGGGGCCAGCUGGGGCUGAAAGUUGGGCUUGGAGUUGGAGUUCUUGUGGCUGUCGCCUUCUCGUUCAUCUUGCCCAGAGUCAGAGAGACUAACUUGGCCUCCCCCGGUGGCCCCGGGACCUGCCGUUUCCCGGCGAUUUACAACUUCGGGGAUUCGAACUCCGACACCGGGGGUAGGUCCGCGGUGUUCUAUCGGAUCCCGUCCCCAUACGGGGAGACUUUCUUCGGUAAAGCUUCGGGCCGGUUCUCGGACGGUCGGCUCAUCAUCGACUUUGUAGCUGAGAUGCUUGGAUUACCUUCCGUAUCAGCAUACUUAGACUCCGUGGGAUCCGAUUUUCGACAUGGUGCGAAUUUUGCAAUGGGUGGAUCAACUAUUCAGCCAGUCAACGGCAGACUGUUCGAGGCAAGGUUCAGCCCCAUCUCUCUCGAGAUUCAACUCUCCCAGUUUCAGCAGUUCAAGGCACGGGCACGUGAGCUUCACGGCAAAGAUGUUACGAGUGGCAUUCCCAAUCCUGAAGAUUUCUCGAAGGCUCUUUACAUGAUGGACAUUGGUCAAAAUGAUCUAUGGGCCGGUGUUACAUUGGCAACAGAAGAUCAAUUGAGAGCCUCGGUUCCCAAUAUCACUAAUAGGUUUGCUUCAGUUGUUGAGCAACUGUACAAAGAAGGUGCAAGAGCCUUUUGGAUACACAAUACCGGUCCCAUUGGCUGCUUGCCAAUGUCCGUCAUGCUCAAUCGUCAGAAUCCCGAUAAUAUGGACCCAAUUGGUUGCGUGAAAUCCCAAAACGAGAUUGCUCAGGAGUUCAACCUGCAGCUCAAGGAGAAAGUGUCUGAACUACGAGCUAAGCUCGUAGAGGCGCGGCUGACUUAUGUUGACAUCUAUUCAGCAAAGUACGUGUUAAUUGCCGAAGCAGAGAAGCACGGUUUUGUCGAUCCCCUAGGUUACUGUUGCAGUCGUGCUGGGGAUGCUUACAUUCCAUGCGGGAUGAAGACCGUUGUGAAUGGAGAAGAGGUCUAUGGCUCAGCUUGCAGCAACCUGUCGCAGUACAUCAGCUGGGACGGGAUACACUACUCUCACGUGGCUAACGAGUGGGUGGCUAAAAAGAUAGAGGAUGGGUCCUUCUCGGACCCGCCGGUACCCAUAUCAAGGGCAUGCCAUAACUUGUAGCUUGUACAUUUUAGUCGCAGUACAUCAGCUGGGACGGGAUACACUACUCUCACGCGGCUAAGGAGUGGGUGGCUAAAAAGAUAGCAGGUGGCUCCUUCUGGGAACUGCCGGGCAUGCCGUAAUUUGUAGCUUGUACAAUUCAGUAAAAAGGAAUUUAGAUUAUUGAAUUCGACGACUC
Molecule: messenger RNA, 1593 nt
Organism: Punica granatum (pomegranate)
Lineage: Eukaryota; Viridiplantae; Streptophyta; Magnoliopsida; Myrtales; Lythraceae
Source: RefSeq, a predicted model, not a curated record